Molecule: messenger RNA, 2390 nt
Organism: Condylostylus longicornis
Lineage: Eukaryota; Metazoa; Arthropoda; Insecta; Diptera; Dolichopodidae
Gene: Zasp67
Product: golgin subfamily A member 6-like protein 1
Exons: 9
Coding region: 119-2095 (658 amino acids)
Biological process (GO): muscle structure development; actin cytoskeleton organization
Cellular component (GO): Z disc; filamentous actin; stress fiber
Molecular function (GO): actin binding; muscle alpha-actinin binding
Source: RefSeq, a predicted model, not a curated record
AUCGAAAUCACUAAUAAAUUAGACGUGUCUAUUAUAUUAAGGUAGACUCUCCAACCUACAUUACUCAAUUAAAAUUAAAUUCAUAUUUGUAAAACAUUGUAAUAUUAAUUACCUGAAAAUGGUUGUUGAACUGAAGAUGUGUCGAUUUGAAGCCUCACCUUGGGGAUUUCGUUUAGUUGGUGGCUCUGAUUACGAUUAUCCUCUAACAGUAGUUAAGGUAACACCAGAUAGUAUUGCCGAAAAAGCAGGAUUACAAGUUGGUGAUAUAAUAGUUCGAAUAAAUGAUAUUUCGGCUAGCCCUUUAACACAUAACGAAGCUCACGAUGUUAUUUUGCAUUGCGGUAAUACGUUUUUCUUUGGAGUAAAACGUGAAACUGAAGAUCAUCCAAAUUCAGAACAACAACAAAUGUCAGAUGAAUAUGAGCAAAAUGUUGAAGUAACAUUACCAAGCCCAGAAAUUCGACAAAACCCUGAAGAUAAUAGUGUUAGUUUGAGUAUAAAAGUUAAAAGCCCUCAAUUGCAAAAGCAAAAUGCAAUCGAUGAAGAAGAGCGGCUCGAACAAGAAAUUGCUGAAAUUCUUUCAGAAGAAAAAGAAGUUUUAAAAGAGCAUAAUGUUGUUGGAGUUAAUUUCUACAGAAUAUUUCCAAAACCGGGAGUAUGUAUGUCUAGCAAAGUUUUGCGCCAACUUAAUGAAGAUGCUACUAAAACUAGAGAAGAAAUAUUGAAAGAACAACGUCGCUGGACUACAUUUUUACAAAAGCCCAACAGACCAGUUCUAAAAUCCAAAGCUGAACUUGAAGCCGAACAAAUUAAACAAGAACAUCCUUAUAAAGUUGUUAUUCAAAAACAACCAAAACCAAAAGUAGCACCAGAUCGUGUUCCGACGCCACCAUGGAGAGAGCCAAGUCCUGAACCCGAACCAGAACCCAAACCUGAAUCUCCUGUUGAAGAAGUCCCUAUAGCCGAUUCUGAAGUUCCUGAUUUGAUGCCCCUUAAUAAUAAUUGUGAUGAAAAUUCUGAUGAAUCUACAACUGCUACAAAUGAUGAGCAACAAGAAAACAAACAAGAAGAAAAUGCAGAUGACACUAAAUUAAAUGAGGAAAUAAAUAAAGAAGACAAAGAAGAAGCAGAAAUAGAAAAAACUGAAGAAGAAAUAUUGUUAGAAAAGCAAUUAGCUGAAGUUCAGCAACAAUUGCAAGCUCUUUCUAAUCUACCAAAUACAAUUCAAGCAACACUGGACGCUGUAACGAAACAAUUAGCGGAACUGUUACCUUCAAUCAAUUCAAUUAAAAAGCAUUCACCAGUUGAUAUUAGUCAAGUACCAGACAAAAUUGAAAAGGUUCAUCUUGAAGACCAAAUUAAAUUGGAUUUAAAGCCAAUUGAAGAAGAACAAGAAGAACAACUUGUUAAUGAACAACCUUCAGAAUAUGAACCCAAUGAAAGUUUACCAUCUAUUGAAAAUGAACAACAAAAUAAAGAAGAAGAGAAUAAAAUUGAAGAAACACAAACAGAAAGUAAACCAUCAUCCGAUGUUAUUGAUUAUAAGAAUAUUAAGGAAAGGGAAGAAAAUGAAGCUGAAUUGGAAAACAUUAAAUGGGAUACCGAACAACAGAAAGCUAAAAAAGAAGAACAAUUUGUUAAAAAACAAAAGGAAAAUAGCUUAAUUGAAGAGCUGCAACAACGUAUUUCUAAUAUGGAUCAUAUUGAUGGUGGUGGUGUUAAAAAGAAACGUUCAAGAUUAUUUGGACCAUUAGUACCAUCAACUAGACCUUUAAUAUUACCGGGUGGCCGUAAAUGGCGCACUCCAAAAGAUGCUUUUAAUGAAGAAUUUAUUGCUGGAGUACUUAGUUCACAAGCUGAAUUGAUAUCAGGCAAUGCAAUAGGACCAACAUACGAAAGUCCACUGUUGGGCUAUGAUGAAAGAGUAAACUUCAUGAAAUAUCAAAAACCUGAAAAGAAAGUUGACUUGGACAAAAGUGAAGUUUUUAAAGUUCUUCACAAUUUGGACAAAAAACCAAAACAUGGUAUUGAAGUGAGACCACCAAUUGUACCAGCUGAAGAAGAUAUCAGAAAUGUUGCUGCAUCAUGUGGUUAGUUCAUCAAAUUUGAAAGAUUCAUUUUCGAGAUUUCAUCAUAUUUUAUCACACACCGUAGAAAUGGUUUUUUUUAUUUAUCUACUUAUACAUUUUGUUUUAAAAUUUUCCAAACAUGUAUUGUAUACAAUCGAUUCAUAUAAUAAUAAUAAUCGAUUAUUAAAAUUUUUAUGGAUUUUGUAUAUUGUACUCUUUUCUUCUUAUACAAUAAGAUUUAUAAAGAUCAAAUUAUAUAAAAUACAAAAAGUGUUCAAUUAUACAUGCAAAUUUUAUUAAAUAAAGUUUUUCGUACCGAAA